Messenger RNA from Mercenaria mercenaria, 2056 nucleotides. RefSeq lists its product as uncharacterized. The record is from RefSeq and is a predicted model, not a curated record. Bases 1 to 1761 code for a protein of 586 amino acids. Lineage: Eukaryota; Metazoa; Mollusca; Bivalvia; Venerida; Veneridae. The transcript is spliced from 6 exons.
AUGUUUUAUUUUUCAUUUGCACAGGAGCUAAAUGAUCUUCUGCCAUGCUUUGGAUUGACAGACCAAACUAACAUUGGCCGUUCUGCAGCAACUUAUGAUACUGAUACUGAUAUUGAUGAGGUGCAAGAUGUUAGCAUUGAAUCCCGUCUUCAAAGAUAUUACACUGCUACCCCCCUUGCAGAGGAAUACGGUAAUGAAUCAGAAAAUCAAGUUAAUGAAGACACUAAUGUAAAUAGUGAAGAUCCACAGUGUGAUAUUAACAAUGUGAAAACCAUUUAUGACAGUGGAUGCAAAUGUACAAAAAACUGCUUCAGUAACUUUACUUUUUCCCAGAUUGAAUCGAACAUUCUUAAUGUAAGGGAAAUGACAAAAAGUGAAAAGGAAAUGCUAAUUAUGGGCACUCUAAAGAGGAUAAUCUCUGAUGCUAGAUGUAAGGGAAAUCGUAAACGUUCACGAUAUGAAUAUGUGUUUGAGGGUGUAACAGUGUGCCAUGAAACAUUUCUAGUGGUGUUUGAUAUUAAAGACAGACAACUGAGAAACAUUAAACAUCACAUGGAAGAACAUGGUGCUCAGCCUCGUGUUCACGGCCACAGCGGUAGACGUGCCCCCAACGCAUUUCCUCCUGAAAGGUAUGUUGGUUUAACAACAUUUAAAGACAUAUGGAAAAAUUGUUUGCCACAUAUAAAAAUAGCCUCUCCAAAGGAAGAUGUGUGCAAAGUAUGUGAGGACUGUAAGCAGGAUAUCAAGCUUGCCAUGAGCGAAAAUGACAAAAUACUUGCAACACAGAAGUACCACAAUCAUGUACUCCAAGCCAGGAAAGAAAGGGAACUAUACGUAGAAUGCGUGGAAAGGUCAACAGCAAUGUUUGUUAACCGGGCACAACAAGACCAGGCUGCGGGAGAUGGAUUUUCGACAGACGACGUACAUUACACGUUCGACUUUAGUCAGUAUGUCAAGUUGCCUCACCAUGCGCAAGAAAAGGGACCCACAUUCUUCAUUCAACCAAGAAGAGUGCAGAUAUUUGGUUUCCGGGCCGAUGGCUAUAAGCAGUACAACUAUCUCAUCGACGAGGACCAAACCAUUGGAAAAGAUGGCCAGAAUGUACACGGACCGGAUUCUGUUAUAUCAAUGAUUGAUCACGCCUUCCACACGUUCGGUACUGGAGAGACGGAAUGUGGUAUUCAUGCUGAUAAUUGUUUCGGUCAGAACAAGAACAGAUACGUGCUGGCGUACUUAUCAUGGCGCACGAUGACUGGGCGGCACAGAACAAUCAGAUAUAUGAUGCAGUUACCAGGACACACAAGGUGCCUGAUCGACGCCGGGUUUGGUACUAUUAAGAAGUUGUAUCGGCGUUCGAACUGUGACACACUCCAGCACGUGGUAGAUGUUGUACACAAGUCGGCACACAGUAAUGUACCGGUUACAUACGACGAGAAUGGGUGGGAGUGGAGAGACUGGAAGAUGUUCCUCGGUGAUAGGUUCAAAAAAGUGCCAAACAUUUCCAAAUAUUAUCACUUCCGCUUCACAUCAAGCGAACCCGGGGUAGUGUACAUGAAGGUAGCCGCAGACGACACCGAGGAAAUCCGAUUUGUCAUUUGCAAGACGAACUAUUUACGAAUGGACACCUAUGAUCUUUCGUCAGUUAUUAGGCCAGCAGGACUCAGCAAGGAACGUCAGAUGUAUCUAUACCGCCACGUCAGGCCGCUGGUGAGACGUCCGUUUCAGGACGUUCUUUGUCCGCCCCCUGCGUCGGACGAUUGACAAUCACAUGUGUAGUGUAACAUGUAGAUAUUACAAAUUUAUCCUGAAAUGCCACUUGAAGAUAAAUGACAUUAGAAAACAGGAAAUAUGUUAUUACUUAUUUAUUAACAUUAAUUGAAGUGACUAAUCAAUGAAAUAAUUUCGUUACAAAAUGUGUAGUUUACUUUCGCUCAAGCCCCACAUAGAAUUUACUGGUAGUGUAUACUCCAUAUCAGCGCACUGCAGUAUGUGUUACUAAUAUUAUUAUAUGUGUACAUCGAUGCUGCUAAGAUAAGUAAAUUGAAGGAUUGCUUUA